Trichophyton rubrum CBS 118892 is the source of this 1179-nucleotide messenger RNA. RefSeq lists its product as uncharacterized. The record is from RefSeq and is a predicted model, not a curated record. The transcript has a single exon. The coding region runs from base 289 to 1179 and encodes 296 amino acids. Lineage: Eukaryota; Fungi; Ascomycota; Eurotiomycetes; Onygenales; Arthrodermataceae.
AUAUCAGCUUGACUCCGGUAGCUCAAUGUUACAGUUCAUGGUAGAAUUAGACUACCUCGAACCAUGGAUGGAGGCGAGUUUAAGUGACUGUGACGUUGUUUUGUAGAGGUUGCAACUUCCAGGUGGGAGAGAGGGCAAAAUUUGAUAUCUCGCCGUGCCGAAGUAGCAAACAAACUACACGGCAUGACGCAGACAGAGCCAAUGCUGCCGAAAACUCCGCACUCUUAGCCAGGGAAAAAGAGUCAGAAGAAGUCGAAAGGGGUCGAAAAACAGUCGAAAUAGUCCUCUAUGGGCAACAAAAUAUCCGCCGUUAGUGGUGUCAAGUCGCCCAACUUCUACGAGCCGGGCAACGCUGUCAACGAGAUCUGGGUCGGCAACCUCGAGGUAAUCUCCCGGCUCCCCUUUGGAGACUCAGACAUGGCCCAGGCAGGCUGGCCGAAGAAUGACUACCCUAAAUUCCCCUGGCGGCCAUUUGUUAUACCUCUCUUUGCCAUGUUCACCAAGGGCGCUGCCGGCGCAGAGACUGCGGCAGGCACUGCAGCGCCUUCACACCUAUCCCGACGCUCUACACCACAAGAGCCGAUGACAAAAACGGCGGCGGAAGAGAUGGCCAUGCUUUCUACUUCUAUUGUCUCGGGCACUAUCACCGUGUAUGCCGUGGUUACGAUCCUACUGGCUUGCGCCCCCAAGAUCUUCGACCUUCUCGACACUGUUUACUUCAAAUGUCGGCGCAGUGCCAGAGAUUUGCUGGAAAUGAGCGCUGGAUGCCUACACCGGCUUUGUCUUCUGGGAAUAUACAGCAAGCCUUAUCUGAUAUUCAGCUACAUGUUCCAUGCGGGCAUAUUUUCACCUGGCAAACCACAUACCAUGAAUAUGCUCUUUGCCCCGGCUGAAACCCUUUCCUACCUAGUCGUGAUCCAGCUGUUGAGCACGAUAUUCGCAGCCGUCACAUGCUACAGCAACAUUUAUCGAUACUGUAGAGAGUCCCGUCCUAAACAGGCCGACGAGGUGGCACUCUGGCAGGAAAAGAGCUUGGAGAUAGAAGGGAGUCUAGAGGAUGGAAGAGAGAAGUCUCGCCCGGAAGCAUUUGGGCCCUGGGUUUUUAUAGUCAACCUCUGUGCCUUUUUUGAAGCCAUAACCACAGUGCUGCUUCUUAUUAAUUUGUCCAGGAUCGAUUAG